UGUUCCUGGACCAUUUCAAAGAGGAAUGAAUGUAACCAGAGGAUCAUUUUAGAAUUCUAGAGAUAUUCACAGAAUCUCCUCACCUUCUUUGUCUCUAUUUUGGAAAGAGAAAGACAUCAUAUCUGAACUGUCCUUGCCCGUUUCCAUAUACAUUGAUCUGCCCGGUUACCACCAUGAAUGAGGAACCAAUGAAUUCAAGCAACCAUGAAUACUUUGAUUAUAAUGCAUUCACUACCAGUACAGAUUAUUACAUUGAGGAAGGAUUGCUUUGUUCUAUGGAUGAUGUCAGAAACUUCACAAUGUUAUUUGUACCAAUCGCAUACUCCUUUAUCUGUAUCUUUGGCCUUCUGGGGAACAUUUUAGUGGUAAUCACCUUUGCUUUCUACAAGAAAGCCAAAUCCAUGACUGAUAUCUAUCUCUUUAAUAUGGCCAUAGCAGACAUAUUAUUCAUCCUUACUCUCCCAUUCUGGGCUGUAAAUCAUGGUAAAGACUCAUGGAAAUUUAGCAACAUUAUGUGCAAAUUGACUAAGGGUAUAUAUGCCAUCAACUUUAAUUGUGGAAUGCUUCUCUUGACCUGCAUUAGCUUGGAUCGAUACAUUGCUAUUGUACAGGCAACCAAGUCCUUCAGGCUUCGAACCCGGACAUUAGCCUACAAGAAGAUGAUAUGUUUGAUGGUGUGGCUGUUCUCAAUCAUCAUCUCUUGUCCAACAUUUAUAUUCAACCAAAAAUAUUCAGUACAGGAGAAGGAGGUCUGUGAAGCCAAAUACCACUCACCCUUUGAGGCAGUGAAAUGGAAAAUAUUCAUCUUGGUUCUCCAGCUUCUCUUUGGUUUCUUUAUCCCUUUGGUGUUCAUGAUAAUUUGCUACAUGUUCAUUGUCAAAACUUUAGUGCAGGCUCACAAUUCUAAGCGGCAUAAAGCCAUUCGGGUGAUUAUUGUGGUGGUUCUUGUUUUCUUGGUCUGCCAAGUGCCCCAUAAUAUGGUUCUUCUUGUGAUUGCGAACAACAUAGGUAGGCUUCGAUCCUGCAGUGAUGAGAAGCUCAUAGCUUAUACAAGGAAUGUCACAGAAGUCCUGGCUUUCCUGCACUGCUGCCUCAACCCUGUGCUUUAUGCAUUCAUUGCGCAGAAAUUUAGGAAUUACUUUCUGAAGAUCAUUAAAGACCUCUGGUGUGUGGGCAGAAAGCAUAAGUCAGUAGCCUUAUAUUGCUCUAAGUUGUCUUCAGACACCUACAUUUCUAAACAGACCAGUGAAACCUAUGAGAAUGAGAAUGCAUCGUCUUUUACUAUGUAG
Molecule: messenger RNA, 1289 nt
Organism: Dromiciops gliroides (monito del monte)
Lineage: Eukaryota; Metazoa; Chordata; Mammalia; Microbiotheria; Microbiotheriidae
Gene: CCR6
Product: C-C motif chemokine receptor 6
Exons: 3
Coding region: 174-1289 (371 amino acids)
Biological process (GO): chemotaxis; G protein-coupled receptor signaling pathway; thymocyte migration
Cellular component (GO): membrane
Molecular function (GO): C-C chemokine receptor activity
Source: RefSeq, a predicted model, not a curated record